Eutrema salsugineum is the source of this 1925-nucleotide messenger RNA. Its product is annotated as glucose-1-phosphate adenylyltransferase small subunit, chloroplastic. Gene Ontology annotation, molecular function: glucose-1-phosphate adenylyltransferase activity. NCBI's taxonomy places the organism in Eukaryota, Viridiplantae, Streptophyta, Magnoliopsida, Brassicales, Brassicaceae. The transcript is spliced from 9 exons. The record is from RefSeq and is a predicted model, not a curated record. Gene Ontology annotation, biological process: glycogen biosynthetic process. The coding region runs from base 205 to 1776 and encodes 523 amino acids.
UCCCGAGACCCCAUCGCAAACUAAAAAAAAGAAAUAAAUAAUUACAUCUUUCUACUUUCCCACAAUAUCAAGACAGAGCAGAGUCCAAAACUCCCACUCCAAUUCUGCUAUUUAGCCUUUGAUCCUGUAGCUAAUAGUGAGAUUUGAUCGUAAGCGAAAUCAAUCCGCAGAAACUCAGAUAGAUAGAGAGAGAGAGAGACUAUAAUGGCGUCUAUGGCUGCAAUCGGAGCUCUAAAGGUACCUGCUGCUUCGUGUUCCGAUUCCACCCGGAUAGUCACGGAGGCGGUUCCGGCGAGGACUCUUUCUUUCUCGUCUUCUGUAGGUUUAUCCGACGAGAAGCUUUCUCUCAGAGCCACCGUGUCUCGUCGUCGCGAAUCCGUUGCUCGUGGCCGAGUGAGGAAUCCGAUGAUCGUGUCUCCUAAGGCGGUCUCCGAUUCUCAGAAUUCGCAGACUUGUCUCGAUCCUGAUGCGAGCAGGAGUGUGUUGGGGAUCAUCUUAGGAGGUGGUGCUGGGACUCGUCUCUAUCCUCUUACCAAAAAGCGAGCGAAACCAGCUGUUCCUCUUGGUGCAAACUAUAGGCUCAUUGAUAUUCCUGUGAGCAACUGUCUCAACAGCAACAUAAACAAAAUCUAUGUCCUUACACAGUUCAAUUCCGCGUCUCUAAAUCGCCAUCUUUCACGAGCUUAUGCGACUAACAUGGGAGGUUACAAGAAUGAAGGUUUUGUUGAAGUCCUUGCCGCUCAACAAAGUCCGGAAAACCCCAACUGGUUCCAGGGGACAGCUGACGCGGUGAGGCAAUACUUGUGGUUGUUCGAGGAGCACAAUGUUCUUGAGUAUCUGAUUCUUGCUGGGGAUCAUUUGUAUCGAAUGGACUAUGAGAAGUUCAUUCAAGCACACAGGGAGACUGAUGCUGAUAUCACAGUAGCUGCACUACCAAUGGACGAGGAACGAGCCACUGCUUUUGGGCUGAUGAAGAUUGAUGAGGAAGGACGCAUAGUUGAGUUUGCUGAAAAGCCAAAGGGGGAGCAACUAAAGGCCAUGAAGGUUGAUACAACAAUUCUAGGUCUUGAUGAUAAGAGAGCCAAGGAAAUGCCUUAUAUUGCUAGUAUGGGUAUUUAUGUUGUUAGCAAAGAUGUAAUGCUAGAAUUACUGCGGAACACGUUUCCUGGAGCUAAUGACUUUGGAAGCGAAGUCAUUCCUGGUGCCACUUCCCUUGGACUGAGGGUGCAAGCUUACCUAUAUGAUGGCUACUGGGAAGACAUCGGUACUAUUGAAGCAUUCUAUAACGCAAAUCUUGGAAUAACCAAAAAACCAGUUCCUGAUUUUAGUUUCUAUGAUCGCUCCGCUCCGAUCUACACGCAGCCACGUUAUUUACCACCGUCUAAGAUGCUUGAUGCUGAUGUCACGGACAGUGUCAUCGGAGAGGGAUGCGUUAUCAAGAACUGCAAAAUUCAUCACUCCGUGGUUGGACUCCGUUCCUGCAUAUCAGAAGGUGCUAUUAUCGAAGAUUCGUUAUUAAUGGGAGCUGACUAUUACGAGACUGCUUCGGAAAAGAGCCUCCUAACGGCGAAAGGGAGUGUACCCAUAGGUAUUGGGAAAAGCUCGCACAUCAAAAGAGCCAUCAUCGACAAAAACGCACGUAUCGGUGACAAUGUCAAGAUCAUAAACAGCGACAAUGUGCAAGAGGCAGCAAGAGAAACUGAAGGAUAUUUCAUAAAGAGCGGAAUUGUAACCGUUAUCAAGGACGCCUUAAUCCCAACCGGCACUCUCAUCUAAACCACACACAUAUUGCUCCCUUCUUUAUAUCUCUUUCUAGUUUCUACCUAUGAAAACAGGCAAAGACAUACUUUGAUGAUGUAUACCCCUAUUUAAUAAGUUCUCGUAAUGGCUUUUAAGCCCCAUCUCUACAUCUAUUACUUUUUUUA